Molecule: messenger RNA, 1343 nt
Organism: Effrenium voratum
Lineage: Eukaryota; Dinophyceae; Suessiales; Symbiodiniaceae
Source: the annotation of a GenBank genome assembly
AUGGAGACUCGCCUGGGCUGGCUGCCGCUUCCACUUUGCGCUCUUCAAGAGAUUGGCGCGGGCUUGGGCGUGGCGGGGCAAGGACGCGCCCCAAACGUUAGCGGGGUCUGGGCCCAAGCAGCCGCCGCGCAGGCGGCCCAGCUGGAGAACGCAAUGGCAGGAGCGGCAACAACGCUGGUGCACUGGCCUUGCGGGCUGGCGGCGCCGGCAGAUGUGGACUUUCUAGCCAAGGUGGAGGCUGACUGGAACAUUGCACCAGGGCACCUUGCGCCAAACAACCUUCUCGCCGAUUAUUUGGAUGAGAAUUGGGGCACCAUAAGUUGGCGGGCGGCCUUGGCACGCAACAGCAGCCUGGCCGAGCUUGGCAUGCUGGGAGAUGUGCUGCGGGACGCUUCUCUGGUCCUGCCUCGCUUGCACGGAGAGCACAUGGGUGCUGAGGUAGCUGGCGUAGAUGCCCAGUUUGGACUAGUUGUGCAUUUUUUCUGGCAGACGCACGAAGCUGCCUUCUUUGUGCCGGAAAUCUUUUCUGACCCCAUCGGGCUUGGGGCGAUGUGCCGGCGGGCACGGAGCUCUGCAGUUUGCGACUAUGAGCGGAUGGAGACGGAGUGCUUAGCGGCCAGCGGCCGCCGCUCUAUUCUGCAGCGCUUGAAGGCGAUGGCGGACGACAACCUUCGGGGCAUCGCUUUGGAGCUGACCCCUGCAGAGUUCCGCGGUCAUUUCCAACGCGGCCUGGCCUCCGCGCAGCGGUUCUGCCUCGGCUUCGACGGGGAGGCUUCUGCGGCUUGCUUCUUCUGCGACCCGGAGGCUGUGGCGGCCAAGGUGGACGCGCCGGGCGGACGGCGCGAGGUGGCGGGGCUCUUGCAGCAGCUCAGCCCGGCGGCCAAGGCCAAAGCUCUGGCUGAACGCAUCCCCGAAGACGCGCGGAGGGAAAUCCUGGAGGCUCUUCACCACGGCGCCGCUGCGCGGCGGCCGCGGUCACAGGCCUCCCCAAGCGAGCUUCAGGAGCGCUGGGCACCGGGCUUGGCCCAGAGGCAGAGCGCCAAGGCGCCGGCCACCGCAGCGCAGAAGAAGGCUUACCGCGAGCAAGUCUUGGCCGACCGAGCACGCGGUCGAAAGCAUGCCGGGCGCAUCCCAGAGCGCGCAGCGCGCGGCGCGGAAGUCUCCAACUCCCCGCCAGUCCCGCCUGCCAAGCGCUCGGCCAAAGCUGCUGGGUUGGAGCGCUGGGCCCUGCGCAACGCCUGGGCGCAGUGCCGCGCUUGCGGUCAGAUGCUGCCUCGCGACCUGACGCAGAAGGCAUUGGCCCGGGCCCAGAAAGUCACGGCCCCCUCAUCGCAGUGCCCGCG